AUGGAGGUUUCUAUACUUCCAGAGAAACCAUGCAACGUGAAUGUUGAGAAACUUGAAGCAGUAUUAAAACAAUUUCUUGCCGAUAUUGGUUCGAAAGGAAUUAUAUCAGUCAUCGACGAACAAUGGGAUUUUAUUGAGGACGUUGUAGUCGAUGAUGAAAAAUGUGUUGCAUUUUUGGCACACGAAGAGAAAAAUCAAGCUGAGGAUGUGGAAUGCCUCGACGCAAACCGAGUGAAAUUGGAGCGGAUGAGCGCAAAUGAGUCGGAUUAUAUUCACGCCAGCAACGUUGAAAUUGCGCACAUAAAACGGCGUUUUGUGCUCGCACAACUUCCAAAACUUUCGCCGAAAUGUAUGGAAGACUUUUGGACAAUGGUUUAUCAGGAGAAAUUGCAUAAUAUCUACAUGUUAUGCUCACCGAGUGAAUCGACAAAACCGGCUGCUGAAAAAUUUGGAGAGUAUUUCCCAAUUUCUUACGGCCAGCAUGAGUAUUACGGAGUAAUUUGGGUGAAUAACAGAAAAGUUGAGCCAGCAAACGAUGCUGACGAUCAUCCAAACGAUAUUUUUCAUUUGGAAGUUUUGCCAGAAGGAUGUGCUGAAUCUGUAGCAGUUACGUUGAAUAUAUGUCCAUAUUGGCCAGAUGGGGACAUUGCAACGGACAAAAAGAAAGUGGUUUAUACUGCCGCGAACGCGCUGGGAAAUGCCGAUUCGUACGAAAAUGAGCCCAUCGGCAUAAUUAGUAAAAAAGGCGCUGGGCGAACUGGAACAUUUUUAGCAAUUAUAGCAGUCAUUCAAAUGUUUAAGACUGGAACCCCAUUUUUGAUCAAAGAAAUUGGCCAUAGUAUCCGAACUCAAAGGCCUGGUGGAAUCGAUACUCGAGCACAAUUUAUUUAUAUUUAUGUAAUUGCUCUCAAAUAUGCGCAUAAAAAUGCGAAAGAUAAAGAUUUAAAAUCGAGAAUUGAAGCGUUGCUGAAAGAUUUGGAGAAGGCACUGAAUGAAGAAACCGAAAAGACUGCGGCGACUGAAGAAGGAUCAGCAUUAAUCAGUCAAGAAUGA
Caenorhabditis bovis is the source of this 1053-nucleotide messenger RNA. Lineage: Eukaryota; Metazoa; Nematoda; Chromadorea; Rhabditida; Rhabditidae. The record is from the annotation of a GenBank genome assembly.